AGAAGUUCUGAUCAACACAUCACUUCCACAACACCCCGACUGGACGUCGCACCAUGGCCGCAGACUGGACGACUGAAGUGCAGGCCGCCUUUCAGGGUGACCCCGACUUGGCCGCACGAAUCGUCGCAGUCGGGACGCAAUACCAGGGAGAACUGCCGGCAUUGUUCGCCGACAUAGCCAGAUACGUGCGCGGCGGGACUGCGACUUUGUCUGUACAGCCCGGCAACACCAAGAAGCGGAAGCUGGACGAUGCAUCACAGCCUACACAGUCGAGCACAAAUGGGACGACGGCAGGAGCUGGAAUCGCCAACCCGACCACGACCUUCGAAUGCAAGAAUGUCAGCUUCCAGGUCCCGGCGCGAAAGAAGCUGAAGCUGCAGCUGGUCGCCGAGCAGUCAGAUUCGAGGAGACGAGAAGUGCGGCUACUCAAUGCGCAGACGAAUGACAUCGAAUACACCAUCCCCAAUGGGCAGAUCGACCAGAUCUUCUGCUUGCCUGUGCCGGAGAAACAGCAACGGCAGUCCAGCUUCGUCAUAAUACCCCAGGCAGGGGCAGUGGCUGCGGAUGGGACAUCAUGCGAGCAGAUUGUGUUCACGAUGAACGAGACGAAGCCAGACGAUGCAGCAUCUGCAAGCCGCGCGAAGACGGAGCAGGAUAACUACAUCACUGUCACAGAACCGGAGCUCAACGAUCUGCUACACGCGUACGGGAAGCAGGUCGUCCGCCCCGACGAGAACGAAUUCGCGAGCAGCAUUCCGCAGUCGCAUCGUAAAGGCGAGAAGGCAUAUCAUGUAAAGGCGCAUAGGGGCACGAAAGAGGGCUACCUCUUCUUCCUCCCCAACGGCAUACUCUUCGGUUUCAAAAAGCCCCUCUCCUUCUUCCCUUUCUCCUCAGUCGAAUCCAUAAGCUACACCUCCGUCCUCCAACGAACGUUCAACCUCGUCAUUACCGCAACCGAAGGCGGGAGUACCGAAGGAAAAGACGUUGAAUUCAGCAUGAUCGAUCAGGCAGAUUUUGCAGGAAUCGAUGAAUACGUCAAGCGACAUGGUCUGAACGACGCAUCUAUGGCGGCAGAACGCCGCGCAAAAGCUUACAAUGUGAACAAGGAGAAGAAGGAUGCAAACGGUGAUGGAGGAGAACAAGCGCCAGCAGGCGGAGUAGGAGAGGAUGGUUUGACAGAGCUGCAGCGAGCGGAACAGCAAUUGCAGGAUCAGGAAGACGAGGAGGAAGAGGACUAUGUGGAGUCUGGCGGGGAGAGUGAUGGGGAGGGAGAGAGCAGUGAGGAGGACGGUGAGGGGUAUGCCGAGGGAGAAGGGGAGUACGAUGAGGAGGAAGAAGUCGAAGAGUAGAUGGACCGCAGUGUGUUUGCACUGAUGCACGACUGGCGCCACUUGCAGAUGUACAUGAUGAAUGACCAACGAAGAGAACUCCUCCCGAGCUGCAGAUGCUCGUGGAUAACAAGCCAAUGGUGGCACGAUUGAAACGGAUACGACGAGCUGGAACGACAAACAUGCGGAGACGGCCCAAAUGUCGACCGCUUCUGAUCGGCCUUCAUGUCUCGAUUCCUGAGUCCUCGUUUUGGCCUUCCAAUCCCAGAUCGAAGAGUAGACUACGCUUUGGAGUCAUAGAACCGAGCAGACAGGAUAUCAGAGGUAGCUACGGCUACUAAUGGUCCGGAGGGCAAGCGGUGUGCAGUAUGUGCAUGAGAGACUGACUUGAGCUGGCUGACGAUCAAAUUGACUAGUGCUCUAGUCCUCACUCUUCUCCGUACGCGCCGCAAACGACACUGUGCAUGAACUUGAAUAUCCGCCAAGAAUAGCACAUACGUGUUAUCACGGUUUCUAUGCUACCCGACCAUUCUGCCGUCCGCUCUCCGAUCUUUACCAUGCCUUCCAAUCGCACGUGCUGCUUGGCGUGAAAGACUUUGCAAGAUU
Messenger RNA from Cercospora beticola, 1934 nucleotides. RefSeq lists its product as uncharacterized. The record is from RefSeq and is a predicted model, not a curated record. Gene Ontology annotation, molecular function: histone binding; nucleosome binding. Lineage: Eukaryota; Fungi; Ascomycota; Dothideomycetes; Mycosphaerellales; Mycosphaerellaceae.